AGGCGAACGUCACGCGCCCAUUCAGCCAAAGAUAAGACAAAAUACAAAUUACUAAAAUAAAAGCACAAGAUAAAUUUUACAAAUAUAAAAAAAUUACAUUAAUUAUCACGAACAGCCAACCAAAAUGUUCCCAAAAAAAUCGGUAGCGUUUGAGCGAAAGUUCUAGUGCGCAAUUCAAAAGUGUAUUUUAGUGCAAGUGAGAACCAGUGACAUGGAGAAGGUUAGCUGAUCGAAGGGCCAGCCGCGCUCGCCCAGGAAACGUUUGAUUCGACGCAUCAUGCAAGUGUUCGGCGAGUGGGCCCAAGUAGAGGUGGUGGAGUUGGUGAACGAUGGUUCAGGCCUUGCGUUUGGGAUCGUUGGCGGGCGGUCGUCGGGCGUCGUGGUCAAGAGCGUGCUGCCGGGCGGCGUGGCUGACAGGGAUGGGCGUCUACGCAGCGGCGAUAUGUUACUGCGCAUCGGCGCGGUGUCAGUGGUGGGGAUGUGCGCGCGGCAGGCGGCGGCCGUGCUGCGGCAGUGCGGCGCGUGCGUGCGCUUGCUGGUUGCUCGGCCGGCGCAUAGUAAUAUGCAGUCGCUGGGUGCAUCGCAAGCGCCGAUAGUUCCGUCUCGCUUACUCGCAGACCCCAUAGAGUUGGAGAAGAGACUGUCUGAUGCCGGCCAUGAUGGGUUUGGUGCGCUCUGUGAGGACACCACACCGGUAACACCACCGCCCACCAUCAUAGAGGAAACCUACCAUCAUAGGCCGGUAGCGUCCAUAGUAGCAGUAGUACCGCGUGAGGCGCUCGCCCCCUCCCCGCGCCCGCCUCUCAUCCCCGCACCACCACCGAAAGUUCCACCACCAUUACGAUUGCCCUUAGAUAUGGCGGUUCGAGGUACCGGGGAACCAGAAACGAUAAGCUACGAAGUGGACCUAAAUAAAGAUUCAGCGUUAGGUCUAGGCAUAACAGUCGCAGGAUAUGUUUGUGAACAAGAGGAAUUAAGCGGUAUAUUUGUGAAGAGUAUCAGCACUGGUAGUGCUGCAGACCUCUGUGGGAAGAUACAAGUCAACGAUAGGAUCGUUGAGGUGGACGGAGUACCAUUGCAUGGGGUGACGAACCAUCGCGCCGUCGCCCUGUUGAGAGACGCGAAGGGGCCCAUCGUUAAAUUGAAGGCCUUGAGGUAUCUCCGCGGCGUGGGCUACGAGCGACUGCAGAAGGCGCUGGCGGCGCAGGGCGGCCGCUCGCCCGUGCCGCCGCCCAGCCCCUCCGUCACCUCGCUCGCUAAGUAUAGCUUUAGUGUGUACGACGAAUCAACGGUGAUAGAAGUGGAGCCGGAAUCAGAAGUCCAACCGCACUUGCCCUCCCCCACCUCCCCCUCGGAGGAGGCUGAGAUAGUGAUAGGGAGGGAUGACGCGUGCGAGCGGGACGCGAGGCGUAUACAGGACAAGUGGCGGGAUGCGCUGCAGAGCGAGCCGGACUGGCCGGGACACCAGUACCAGUAUGACAUUAUUGUGGGUUCAAUAAUAAAGGAGAAGGACAGUGGUUUAGGUAUUUCAUUGGAAGGAACAGUGAGGGUAGUUGGCGGGAAGGAAGUUCAAGCGAGGCAUUACAUAAGAGCUAUAGCUCCUAAUGGGCCUGUGGCCAAGUUGGGGAUUUACCGCGUGGGAGACGAGCUGUUGGAGGUGAACGGUUGGCGGGUACUAGGCGCGCAUCACGUGGAGGUGGUGACGCGGCUGCGCGCCGUCGCCUCGCCCGUGCUCCUGGUCGUGGUGCGGAAGCGCAGCGAGCCCGCCAACGGGAUCGAGCCUAGCCUGGCGAGGAGCGGUAUACUGGGAGGUAGUCUGCAAGACUUGCUGGCUCCGCCACAAAGACUGAUCAAAGCGAAAUCGGAAAGUUCCGUCGCUUCUCUGUGCAGCGCGGCCACCGUGCUGUCAGCUGGCCAUGAACAUGAUGAAUUCUGUUCAGAUGACCUCGAGAGGAAUAGAUCGAGAUCCUUAGAGCCGCUGAGCUGGCUCGCGAUGUGGAGCGACCAUGUGGAAUAUAUUCAGCUUCUGAAGGAGGACAGAGGGCUUGGCUUCUCCAUAUUGGAUUACUUGGACCCCUCCGACCCGAGCAGUUCCGUGAUAGUGGUGCGCUCAGUGGUGCGCGGCGGCGCGGCGGCGCGCGACGGCCGCCUGGCGCCCGGCGACCGGCUCGUCGCCGUCAACGGGCGGGACGUGGCGCGCGCGCCCCUCGCCGUCGCCGUCGCCGCCAUCAAGAGUGCGCCUAGAGGCAUCGUCACGAUAGGUGUAUCGAAACCUCUUCCCUGCAGUACAGUGAUUGGCGGCGAACGAGCCAACGGUCCCAGCUUCCAAAACAGCCAGGAGUGCAUUAAUUCCUUGGCAUCGGAUGAUCACACGGGAAUGGAUUCGUUUCAUGAAUGUUUGCAAGAAUAUGGUGAGGGGCUCGAAGUGGUCCAAAUAUGCUUAGAACCAGAAGAACCAUCAAUCAAAGAUGAUGAGUUAUCGGCGUUAGCAGAUAUAAGCACAGAUGACUCACACAAGAAAGAUAAAUCCCUUGAAGAUGAUAAAAUCAUACUUAAUAUAGAUAACAAGGAAAACAAAGAAAAGGUUAAUGGGAUCGUUGCAUUGAAACUAUCAAAAUCUGAUGACUCUUUAGACGAUCAAGAUGAUGAUAUGACAAUAACCGAAGACGAUGUACGCAUUGGUCCAAGGGAAUUAAAUAUUCGUAGUAAGUCUGCUGAUAGAAGAGAAUUGAACGGUGAUAAAACUCUAUCGAAGCAAUACAGCAAAGAUAUAUCUACGUCCGACGAAAUGGUGUUUGCGGUUACACCAACUGGCUUAGAAAGAAUCAGCUAUGAAAAGUACUGGAAAGAAUGCGAUGGCAAUAAAGAAAAAAUAACGAAUGAUGAAAGCUGGAAAGAAUGUUUAAAUUCACCCACGGAUGAAACUACGAGUUUUUAUGACACGACCACACGAAUUUCCGUCCAGGAAGAAAACAAUUCGCUGCUGUACAUUGACCAUGAAAUAGACGGUUACGAAACAUGUCUUGACGACGAUUCAACGUCCGUUAAGUGCUCAGAAAAAAACGGUCAUAAAAUCAACGGAGAUCGCGAGAUCAAAGAGUUGGAUAAACACGAUAAAAUAACUAUUAGAAACAAAGACAACGAUAUGUGUGCCAAAACUGUUAACGAUCAGAACACUGCCAAUUCCAUAGAGGAUGUGUCGUCUUACCCAUAUGUAGAGGAACAUAUAAUUAAACAAAUGAAAUCGUUGAGAAUAGAACCCCUUAAUGUUAACAUUACAAGCAAUAAAAAGGUUAGGAAAAAGAGUCCGACUAAGCCGUCCAAAAAUGAGCGUCGAUGUAUCGAAUACUACAACGACCAAGAUGAAUGUUUGGAGGAGAUAAGAAGGAAGAAACUGGAAGAGGAAGAGAAAAGGUGUAGAGAGGACAAGCGGAAAAUAUUAGAAAAUAACAAAGGUGUUAUGGAGAAGAAGUUGCAGUUGAAGAAACAGGAUCCGAGUGAAGAGUCCAGUGACCAAGAGGCGUAUGAGCCGGGGUGUCACAAGUGUUUCUUAGAGAACUAUGCGUAUGCGUUAACGAAGGCGUAUAUAGCGGCGGCGGCAUGCAAGUACUGUGACGUCAUAAGGGAUGUGAUAGAACCGCCCAAAGCGAUACCCCACAGGCGUAUGUCGGCUCCCGCCUCCUUGAGCCUCGACAGCCCAGCUUCUGAGACCGAUUGUGAUGAUUACUUGAUGGUGCCUGGAGAGAGGAAAAGGAGAAAGUCCGCUGGUCCUUUGAAAUUUCUUGUGCCUUCUAGAAGACCCAGCUUCGUACCAAACAUGACAGUGACGGUGUCACCCGACCGAAGGGACUCGUCCGCGCAACGCUGGGGUCCCCCGCGGCGCGUCACACUCAAGAGAGGCCCCGGGGCCCCGCUGGGGGUCAGCAUUGUUGGUGGGAAGGUGGAUAUAAUAUCCGGUCGUGAAGAUGCAAACGGUAACGAUAAAGGAAUCUUCGGCAUCUUCAUCAAGAAUGUGGUGCCUGACAGUCCAGCGGGGAGGUGCGGAGACUUACGAGCUGGUGAUAGAAUAUUGGAGGUUGAUGGUGUGUGUGUGCGGACUGCUCAACAUGAAAGAGCUGUGCAGUUAAUAAAGGCAGCUGGAAGCAUAGUAACACUCACUGUACAGAGCUUGAUGACAUGGAAUACGGAUUCGUCAGACUCAUCGCCGCCGGUUGUUACUGCAAGACCUUCUAUGAAGAAAACUCGAGCCCCGCCCGCGCCGCAGCAACAUGAUAUUAAAAUAACCGUAACAUCAGAUUCAGACACACCCAAAGAGAAAAGAGAACCAACUGAAAACGGCAUUGAUGAAGAAAAAGAAACUGAAGCGAAACCAAAGAAAGUUUAUUCAGAUUCUGAAGAGAGCAGCGAUGAGGAAGAUGAAAGGGAACUUCAGGGGAGGACUUAUUCUGAAAAAGGAGUUGAAAUCGAUCGAGCAUCAGCUGGAGCGAUCAAGCGCAGCAGAGAAGAGAAGGAAGCUGACCCAGAGGAAGAAGAUGACUUCGGCUACACUACAAAUAAAAUAAAGAAGAAAUAUGGCCCGCUCGGCGACAGCGUGGUGGUGGUCAAACUGGAGAAGACAGCCAAGUUCGGUCUGGGGCUCAGUCUGGCUGGGCACCGGGACAGAAGCAGGAUGGCCGUGUUCAUCUGCGGGAUACACCCAGCUGGUGCGGCGGCGAAGUCGUCACCGCCCGUUAAAGUGGGAGACGAGAUCUUGGAGGUGAAUGGAAUCGUGCUUCACGGAAGAUGUCACUUGAACGCGUCUGCCAUCAUAAAGGGUCUGAUGGGACCAGUGUAUAAGAUCAUCCUACUGAGACGCAAAUCCGCUUUAGAAGAUGUUGCUGUGAAACCCCUCACGCAAUUCCCUACCGCCCUUGAAGAAGAGCCGGACGACCGCUUCGCAAACUACAAAGGAGUACGAGAUAUAACUAUCAAAAAGGGUCCAGCCGGUCUGGGUAUUAUGAUAAUAGAGGGCAGACAUACAGAAGCCGGGCGAGGUAUCUUCGUUUCAGAUUUACAAGAAGGAAGCGCUGCAGAACAAGCGGGUUUGAACAUCGGUGAUAUGAUUCUUGCUGUCAACAGAGACUCCUUGCUGAGUUGCACCUAUGACGCGGCGGCAGCGAAACUCAAACAGACUGAAGGUGUUGUCAUAUUAACAGUAUGCAGUCCCAAUAUGAAAGAUCCUGACAAAGCUGAUGAGUCUGGAACCUCAGGAGUGAGCGGAAGUCAAACGCCGAGCGGUACUCCGAAGCCAGCGCCCUCUCCGGCGAAACCGGAGCCGCCAGCGGACCCCGCCACGGCCCAGCCGCGCCCCAACCAGGACACCGUCAUUGAGAUCAACUCCAACAACGAAGUGCUGGGUAUCCUGCUAGUGGGGGGGAGUGAUACUUUGCUUAGUGGUCCAGCAGCGGUUAUAUUAGACAUUUAUAAAAACGGCUGCAUAGCUAAAGAUGGCCGCCUGAAGCCCGGAGAUCAAAUCAAGGACUGCAACGGAAUCACUAUUACUAAGGAAAUGACGUAUGAAAGAAUGUGUCUGUCCAUUAAGCAGAAGGCCCCUAAGCUGAAAAUGAACAUCCACCGGCCGGAGCCGAUCGCGUACGAUGAGAUAGAAGUGGAGCUGACGAAGAAGGCGGGUCGCGCGCUCGGGCUCGCCUGCGUGCAACCCGUCACCGGCGAGGGCGUAUACCUGGGGGAGCUGCUGGCCGGCUCCCCCGCGGAGGUGGACGGGCGGCUGCAGCGCGGCGACUGGCUGGCGGCGGUGGACGGGCGCGACGUGGCGCGCGCCGACGCCGCCGCCGCCGCGCAGGCGCUCAAGCUCGCUAGCAACAAGGUCAACAUUAAGGUCAAACGGUUUAAGAUCAAGGGGUAGGAUCGCUUCUCGGUCUUCGGUCACCUGGUCGCUUGUCGCGUAGUCGGUUGUUGAAACAUCAGAGAAUGAGGUAUAAUUGAGUCAUAGUAAGCGUGUGUGUGAAAUGAGUUUUUAACAGCUUCCGGAUGAGAUAGUUUUGUUUAAUUUAAAGGAUUAUGUGUGAGAAAAUCAAAGGGUAGGAUCGUUGACAAGUUCGCUGAAACAUCGGAGGAUGAGAAUAUAAUUGAGUCAUAGUUGUGUGUGAAAUAAGUUUUUCACAGCUUCCCGAUGAGACCUGUUUGCUUAAGUUAAAAUGUAAUAAUGGAAAUUUACGUUGGAACUUGAUAAAUAGGCUAAAGAGCACGUGGUGGUGAAAUCGGCCCGGAAUAGAUUUCGUUGCUAAAUGUUCGUGUGGCCGGUUUCUCUGCUUCUGGAAGGUUCUUUGAUAUAUAUAUUAUAAUUGAACACUGACAGCCAAUUCCGCAUAUGAAUAUGAAGCUCUAAAAUGAAGAAAAUGUUAAAUAGGCUAUAAAACUAAAGGUUGAGCGAAACCGAUCAUAAGGUCAUUUCUAGCAGAUUUUUGUAUUGUCAGCAGUAUAAAACUUUUGUCGCAUGUGUGUGAUGGAUGUGGUGUUGGGUAUUGACCGUGUUAUUGUUGACUAAAAUAUAGUUACAAAACUUCCCAUCACAUGAAAGAAACAAAGGCAGAAAUAUGUAUAUUUUCUUUUAUUAAAACCAUACGCUUUUAGAAUCGAACAAUAUAAAUAAAUCGAUAUACUGUGUUGCGAUUUUUUGAAUUAUACGACAAUGAACCAACUCCAUAACUACAUUGAAAAGUUUUUAAUCGAUGAUAUGUACAUGGAAUUGUAUUUAUAUUCCAUUUCUUUAUAUGUUAAUAACUUACAUUUUAUUGGUUAGAAUUUUUGAAAGUACAUUGCAUAACAAUGUUGAUAGGUAUAUUACAUUGCAUUUAAUCUUUCAAAAGCUUUUCAUAAUCUUUUUUAUUUGAAGUUUUUGUUCAGAAAUAGGGUACCUAAUAUAAUGAAAGCGUAUGGUCAUAUUAAAUUUUGUUCUAUGAAUAUUUUUGUACUUAUAAAACAAUUUUUCACUUGUUAAAUAAAAAAGAAGUUACCUUAUCUUCAAACUGUUUCACAAUUAAAACAAAUAUUAUUGCAAUUUAUGAAUUCCGCUAUAAUUAUUUUUUUCUAUACAAAUUCAUAAUGUAUACUUAAUAUAUAUUAUUAUAAAAACCUUAUAUUUGGGCUAGUGUGUAAUUAUUUUUAUAUAUAAGAAAAUUGAUUGAGCUUUUAUUAGGAGCACCUUUGUUAUGCGAUUUCAUUUUCUUUAAACGUAUAUAAAAUAAGACAAUAUUAUAUUUAUCUCGGUCUAUUUUUGAACCAACUCUAAAAUAUUAGAUUUCAAAAUAAUUUUAAAAUUGUCGUAAAAUCUACUAUCUAUCCGUUUAAUUAUGAAAGAUUCAGUAUUGCUUGUUAUUUAGAUCUGUUUUAAGUUUAAUUAAGAUGAAAUAUUUUUAGGCCGAUAAAACCCUUUGUUAGUAGCAUUUUUCAGUAUUGUUUUAGACAUACUGUCGAGACCUAAUUAAGGUUUCUAGUAAUCUAGAUAUGAAGAUGUAAUAAUAUUUUUAAUCAGUUAUGACGUGAUAAAGCAAUUUUGAUAUAUGUACCUUUUAGACGAAUAAUAAUUAAUUAGUGCAAUUUUAUAUUUACGUUGAUUGUAACAAGAAAUUACAAAAAUAUAAAUGUAUAGCAAGCACUAACCUACUUGCCAACGAUGAAUCGCAAAUAAUCUAGAUUUUAAAUAUGCUUAAAAACUCUAGUCUGAACCUAAUUUCAUAGUAUUUUAAUAAUAUUUUAGGCUUUAUAUUAUUAGUUUAGAUUUAGUUCCAUAUGUGAAAAUAAAUGAAAAAUUAAAUCGCCAAUAAUGUUGAAAGAAAAUAUGUUGUUAUUAAGUUUUGUGCAAUUUAGAAGUACAAUUUAGAAAAAUAUAAAGUAUGACUAAUGAAUUUACACUGAUAUUGCAAAAUACGAGGCAAAAACGUUAACAAAAUAUGUAUAUCUAUAUCUUAGCAAUUAGGUUUUCUAUAAUUAAAAAUUCAAUGAGAGUUGCAUCCAACAAGUCUUCUCUAUUUUUAUUAAAACCGUUAUCAAAGGUAUGUAUCACUGGUUUUAAACAUUGUACUCUUAAAGAAUAUUUCAACGUACUGCAAAAUAAAUAUUAUGUUGCGUAGGGUGCAAUAAUGUGGGUGAAAUAAAAUAUUUUAAAUUUCGAUUCGAAUAUUCGAAACUACAGAUAAUCAAGAACCGAAAAAAUCAACACAUACAAACUCUUUGGUGACUGUUAAUCUCUUAAAAAAAUAACAUGUUCUUUAUUUAUUAUUGCUGUAUGUGAUAUAAAAAAAAAAA
Zerene cesonia (dogface butterfly) is the source of this 8307-nucleotide messenger RNA. RefSeq lists its product as uncharacterized. The record is from RefSeq and is a predicted model, not a curated record. The transcript has 37 exons. Gene Ontology annotation, molecular function: protein binding. Bases 278 to 5905 code for a protein of 1875 amino acids. NCBI's taxonomy places the organism in Eukaryota, Metazoa, Arthropoda, Insecta, Lepidoptera, Pieridae.